AUGCGCACCUGCUCAGAAGACCCCCACCUGUGCGGGGCCUCCUGGCUCCUGCGAUUCACCAGCCUCCUCCUCAGUGUCUGCAGCGCUGUGACCCAGAGUCCUGGAGCCCGUGGGUCUGCCCUGGACGAUUCUGGAAACUCCCUUCCUCUGAAGGGGACUCUGGGAGCUUCUGUGUUGUUUCACAUGAUCAAAAAUCCAGAAUUACCUCCAGGAUCCAAGCUGGAGAGUAUUACUUGGGGCAUUAUAAAUCAAAAAAUCUACACACCCGUACUCCAGGUUAGUCCCGGGGGAGAUGUUACACGAUGGGUCAACUUCCAGGACAAGUUCGAGAAGAGGGUCCAUGUGCUCAACACAACGACCCUGAGGUUUGACAACCUGACCCUUGAGGACAGUGGGCUGUACCGGGCUCAAGAGUCCUAUACGGGAGGAAGACAAUAUGACCAGGAUUUCCACCUAAUGGUCUACGAGCCUGUGCCCCUUCCCCAGAUCCAGGCCACGGUUCUGUCCCUCACACCAGGCUGGUGCAAUAUCACCAUGGAGUGUAACACCACGGAAACCAGGGAGGACCUGACUGUGUCCUGGGAGAGCGAGUGUCUCCCCAGGGAGCUGGAGCAGAGACCGGCCCCAGGACCAUCCCCCAACCCCUGGACACUGGCUGAGAACCUGCCCCUGAGCCGGCCCAGCCCCAGCCUCACCUGUGUGGUCAGCAACGAAGGGGACCGGAAAACUGUCACCCUGGACCUUGGGGACAUCUGUGGCCAUAAAACAGAACCACAAGGACAGACCAGUGCUGCCCACUUGCCCAGUAUCCUGGUGCCUGUUGUGGUCAUGCUGCUGAUCCUCGGAGCUGGACUGUACCUUUGGAAGAGACGUGGGAAAAAGAACGUGGAGCCUGGGAGAGGCAGGGAUAGGAUCUCAGGAGAGCCCAGGGACCCGGAUGGUGGCAUCCACUAUGCAGAGCUGAGCCACCAGGGGUCCAGAGACCACAGGGACAAGGAUGGUCCCCACCUUCCCCCUCAUCUGUACGACAUCAAACAGCUUUCAGACCCUCAGCCUCUGGGACAAGCCGUGGAGAAUCACAACAUCCCCCCGGGCCCGUCGUGA
Messenger RNA from Enhydra lutris kenyoni (northern sea otter), 1104 nucleotides. RefSeq names its product SLAM family member 9-like. Lineage: Eukaryota; Metazoa; Chordata; Mammalia; Carnivora; Mustelidae. The record is from RefSeq and is a predicted model, not a curated record.